Messenger RNA from Candoia aspera, 6029 nucleotides. It is a transcript of the gene BAHD1, whose product is annotated as bromo adjacent homology domain containing 1. NCBI's taxonomy places the organism in Eukaryota, Metazoa, Chordata, Lepidosauria, Squamata, Candoiidae. Gene Ontology annotation, biological process: heterochromatin formation; negative regulation of DNA-templated transcription. Gene Ontology annotation, molecular function: transcription cis-regulatory region binding; chromatin binding. The transcript is spliced from 7 exons. The coding region runs from base 440 to 2950 and encodes 836 amino acids. Gene Ontology annotation, cellular component: chromatin silencing complex. The record is from RefSeq and is a predicted model, not a curated record.
GCUCGAUGCUGCCGCUGCCGCCUUCGGGGGAGUUAGAGCACAGCGGCGGCGUUGGAGGCGGCGGCGGCGAGGGCGACGGAACAGGGGAGGUGAGGGCACAGCGGCACAGGGCAGGAGCCUUUCCCCGCGGCCGAGCAGCCGCCACCGCCCCCUCCGGCCUUGCGCGCGCGGGCCCCAGAAGGGGGCGCGCCUCCUGUCCCCAUCCUGUAGCCGGGCGGCGACGCGGAGGAGGAGGCAGCGGCGCUGCUGUUGCUGCUGCUGCUGACGCAGCAGCGUGGAGCCCGGGACUCGGGCGCCCCGGGGCGUUCCAGCCGCCGGAUUCUAGCCCGGCUGGGGCCUUCACCUACCCUGGGUGGGCCCCACGAAGUCAAACGGAGGUGGCGGUGGGAGCCACGACGACGGAGCAACCCGCGAGCGCCCCGGAGUGGACAUUGAUCCUAUGACGCAUGCCCGGAAGAAACAGCUCUUGCUUCUGAAACACUCAGCUGGUUCUGCUGGCCAAGCUUUGUCACCGAUUGACGGUGAGAGAAUGGAUAGGACUGAGGCGGAGGGCAGCAAGCAUGGAAAUGGCACUGAAGGGCAGAACUGCCAGACUAGAUUUGCCAACAUGACUAAAAGCAGGAACUUGCAGGAGCUUCGAAAGACGUAUCCCUUGAGGAAACGCCUCAGCUCCUCUGUGGACAAAAAAACCUGCUCUGUGCUACUCACAAGGCUAGAGGAUGUAGCUGGAUCGCUGUCAGAGGAGACUCCGAGUGGGAUGAAAAGAGGUCUCACCAGUUGCAUAGAUGACUUCAGACCUUCCUGCCUUCCGGAACAAAUUCAGGUAGCGGGAGCAGGGAAACAAGACUCUUCUAUAGGCAAAUGCCAGAUAUCAUGCCUUGGGACUGAGGAGGAGGGGCACAAUGGCUGCCUCUCAGAGCCCAGAAAACGAAGGCUGGCCUCCCUGAAUGCUGAGGCGGUGAACAACCUGCUCUUUGAACGGGAUGACAACUUACUAUCUGGCAGGCGUUUUCGAAAAGAUUCACCCCAGAUCAGUGGGAUUUGUUGCACUAAAAGCAUAUGUUGCAAAGCUCAAGGUGCAUGGCCCUUGAUGGAAAAACGGAGUACUAAAACAGUGAAGGGAAAGAACCAGACUAAGUCAAGUCAGAAGUGUGCUCCUUACAACCAGUCCCUGGGCGGUGUCUUUGAAGGGAAAAGGCGGGAGGACAAGGGAAUUUCCUACCAUCCUGCCCCAAAGAGAUUGGCCAGUCUCAAUGCUGCAGCUUUUCUGAAACUGACCCACGAGAAAGACCAGCCAUUAAAGCCCAGAAGUAAAUCAACUGGAGAAAGCAAGAUGGAAGGACACAGUUCCAAAUCAAAACUCAAGUGGGCCAAAGCCAGUGGAAAAAAUUGUGUUAAAUCCAAAAAGGAAAUAUCUGCUGUCAAAAUAGAGGGUCAGCGUAGCUGGCAAGGAGUCCCUGAGGGUGCAUUUAGAAAAGUAGUUCAUCAGGAUUCUCCUAGAACCUAUGGGAAAACUGAAUCCAUCAGUUACAAACAAUUGCCUAACUCUUCUGAAGGCACAGAGGGUUUCUACCACAGACUGCCUUUGCUAAUGGGUGGGCAAGCUUCCAUGAAACCUGAAUAUGGAAGACCUGGAGAGAAAUCUCCUACCCCCAAGCAGGAAUUUCAUCAGCCUUCCUUCCCAGUACCUCAGUUCCAUCCUUUGCCUGUGCCAGGCAAUCAUCCAGAUUGUGGCUGUUUCUUUGAAUCGUCUGACUUGACGCCAUUGAAUGGAUUUUAUGUUUAUUAUGGCCAAAGUGGAUACAAUAGUUACACUCAUUGCUCCAUAUACCCGAAGGAUGAGUUGUCACAGGCAACGGGUUGUGAGGGGCUUUUGGUAUCUCCAGGUUCCUUACCGUCUGACCCCUCAUUUCAGCCAUUUCAUUGGUGUAGCUCUCCAUAUUGUUGUGGAGAGGGACCAGCAAUUAACAGCUUCAGCCUUUGUGGAGUUAUGCACGUACCAGAAAGCAGAAUUGGUAGUGUGCAUACAGGGCGGAAUGGCUACCCUUAUAAGAUGCCUUUUGCAGCAGAUAGCUGCAAGUCCCUGGACCAGCUGAGCCUCACAAUCCCAGUGGCAGGACAUCCCGUUUCACCUGCCCAUCCUCUCUCAGGAUGUCCGGUACCCAGUGUGCCACCAGCUGCAGAACCUGUUCCUCACUUACAAACGCCAAACUCAGAGCCCCAGACUAUGGCCCGUGAAUGCCCGCAGAGCUCCAAACCACCCAGCGGCUCUAAAUCUGGCCUCCGGAAUACUACUAGCUGCUUACACGUGUCUGACAACAAAACAGUCGGAAGUCACUUGCAUCCAAAGCAGCAACGCAUCAACCGGAGGAGAGCCACAAAUGGUUGGAUACCUGUUGGAGCAGCAUCUGAGAAGGCCGUCUACGUUGUGAAUGAGCCAGAACCAGCUGUUCGUAAGAGCUACCAGGCUGUGGAGAGAGAUGGAGAAAUCAUUCGGGUCCGGGACACAGUCCUCCUGAAAUCAGGGCCACGGAAGAAAUCAAUGCCUUAUGUGGCUAAGAUAUCUGCCCUGUGGGAAGAUCCCAAAACAGGGGAACUGAUGAUGAGCCUCCUGUGGUAUUACAGACCAGAGCACACUCAGGGAGGCCGUAAUUCUAGCAUGCAUCAGAAUGAGAUCUUUGCAUCCCGACAUCAGGACGAGAACAGCGUGGCCUGUAUUGAGGAGAAGUGCUACGUUCUGACCUUUGCAGAGUACUGCAGAUUUUGUGCCUUGGCAAAGCGUCGGGUGGAAGGGAUUCCAGGCAAGAAAACAGUGAUGGUUCCUCCAUCUGAAGAGUAUUCCACCCCUGCCCAUCGCAAGGUGCCAGAGGACACUGAUCCAGAGUUGGUUUUCCUCUGCCGUCACGUCUAUGAUUUCAGGCAUGGACGCAUCUUGAAGAAUCCACAAUAACACCACUGUGGGGUUAGCAGGCCAUUAGGCAGGCUGAGCUCUUUGUCCAUGUAGGGGCCUCCUUUUGUGGAGUGCUGCCCACAGGCACUGAAUAACAUCCCCAAAGCACUCAGUCCUCUACAUUUGGGAGCAGAUUUCCUGUUAAGGCAGAUGUUCAAAGCACAGCACUUCAUAUAAAAAGCAUAAAUGGAAAUAUAUAUCUAUAAAGAAACGUGUGUCUGUAUAUAGAUAUAGGUGCUUGCUUCUGUAAAUCUAUAUCUAUAUAUCUGUACAAUGAGCUUCAUAUACUGGAGGGAGGGGGGAAGGGAAGAUAAAAGUGGAUAAAAGCCAGUAAACUGAAUCUAGAGCCAAUCUUGUUGGGGAUGGGUAGAAUAUACUGAAGGAAAACUUGAGUGUAGGAGUGAGUCAAACUAUAAAAAGGUUCCUGGUGUCAUGUCAUUCUAAGAAGAAGAAGGACAUACAUCCUUUUGUUUAGUAUAAUAUUGAAAAUGGAGAUGAGACCUUGUUUCUGGAGCCAUAAAUAUAUUGAAAAUCCUUCUCAUAUUCUGCAUACAUACCACUUGAGAAGGGAAAGACCACAUUCAAGGUAUUUUGUAUUCUGUGAUUACCCAGUCAAACUGGUUGCUUUGGGCAUCACCUUCAAAGCAGGAAGUGGGAAAGAUGUGAUAGGAUCACCCCACACCAUUGUGGAAAGCUGCAUAUCCUUCUAAGGUUGAAGCUCUAAGCCAAUUGCUUAGCAUUAACUUACAUUGACAUCUGUAGUAUCUUUUCCAAAUAAAUGCCAUAAAAGUCAGGAUAUCAGGAAACAGGCCCAGCCUUAAAGAUCACUCUUAUUGGGCACAGCAAUGGUGGGGGUAGUAGGGUGGCACUUGAAAAGUUCUCAGAGCUUGAGACAUAAAUAACAGCUGCUACAACACUGAUCUCUUCUCUCCACAAACCUAGAGAGGCCUGCCUUCUUUGGGCAGAAGUACUUUAUAUUCUUUCCCUUCCCCAUCCCAUUUUCUUUGCUCUCAUGUACUGUCCUUGUAGAACCUGGAUUUGCACACUCAUCUACCUGGGAGGGCCAGAAGCCAGAGUUAAGAAAUGAUAGCAUAGUGUGUAGUGCUUGAGUUUCAGUCUUCAAAACAGGCAUCGUAACCCAACUGAGUCUGCUUUUUGCCUGUCUACCUCUCUUCUCUCCCACCCACCCCAGAAUAUCUUAACACUGACAUAUGAACAUGCCCAUGAUGGUGAGACUCUGGCUUCCAAAAGGAACUGACCAAUGAGAGGUUUGCAUUUUGAGAAACUGCUACUUGAUUCUCACGGAUAUUUCUGCCUCUUGCCUUACAUGUAUAGCUCUUAGAAUACUUUAGUUUAGCUUUAACACAAAGCUGUUUCAGUUAAUUCUAAAGCAAACCAAAGGACAGCAUAAGAAGAGUCCACCGAAUCAGUCAACACCCAGCUGGGAUUCCAUUUGUAGAUUGCACUAAUUCUAAAGGAGAAUCAACACUGUAUCAGUCCAUGUACCUGCUGACAGCCAGAGUUGCUCACCUGAACUAGGGACCUAUGUGGUUGCUUUUUUUUCCUUUUGUAAGGGGGUGGGGGAGAUUUAAUUAGUGUUCAGUUAUUAUAGAAGCGUUCCUACAGCUUUAAUAUUGUUGUCUUUUCAAGUCGAAUUAGCACUAUCUGUUCUGACCCUCAGGCUAGAAGCAAGAGUUUGGCCACCAGUGCUCUAUGUCUGUUAGUUCUGGAGAAAGUAGCCCUGCCAUGUUCAGCUUCUUGUGCAUUGACACAAAUGGUAUCUGCAGACUUGCUCUACAUACCAAAGAGGGGAAGUGAUGGGGGAGAGCUGUGAAAAAGUCUAACCAUGGUGGAUAGCAGAGAUCAGGUGAUGAUUCCAUUCCAGCAGGAAUGGUUGUAUUCCUGCUUGGGGGAGGAGUCUUCCACCCUAAUGCUGAGCAUGAAUUAUCCAAGCUUGCUAGUGUCAAAGUAGUGGCUUCCUUUAUCAAAACCACUGCUCGGGCACACAGAAGGGCUCUUUGUUAACUAGGGCUACAAAGCGUAUCUUGUUACAGCACAGGAAUGGAACAGAAGAUCGCGUACAACUUUUCUUCAUGCAAGGGAAAGCAGCCCUGGAGAGGGAACUGAUUAAUGGAAGGGGUAAGCAGAAAGAAUGCUUUGGGAGCAGUAUUAUAUGCUCUGUAGCUGUGGCCUGUUCUUCCAUUUGCCAAGUCAAUUGUAGAGAUAAAGAAACAGUCCUCGAAUGAUCUGGGUAGGAGUGUAUAUAAAGAGUUGGUUAGUCUGAUCUAUGCAGAAUCAGAUUCAGGAUUCUUUUUCUCUUUUUCUUAACUAGAAGUGGGAGAGCAACUCUUGCUAGAGAGCCUCUUCCCAAGAAGAAUUUUGAGAAUUCAUGGUGUGGUGGCUGGAAUCCUCAGCAUGGUGAAUUGAGGUCCAGAUUCAGGGUGGUCUUCCUGCUCUAAUGAGAGAAGUUGAAAUUUAGCUUCAGAAACCAGAGUAACUUCCUAAAGUCCUGAUUUCUGUUGCUGCUUCCUCCUCCUCCUUUCUCUGGCUUCUUCUCCAGGCAGGAAAACAACAGUUGUCUAAAAACAAAAAACAAACAAAAAAAUAGUUAGCUGCCCAAUUCUGAAAUAGGGUUGGAACCCCUUUUCUGGAGAAGAGAAACCCAAAUCCUUCCCUGCUUCUGAUAAUUGUCAGAAUCUACUUCAGGCCAAGAAUAUUGUUUUAAAGAUUUGUGUAGUUGUUUUAUGCUGUUUGCAGACAGCAUGUAAAUGAUUUGAAAUGUCUUAUCUUCAAUGAAAAUAUUUCAUGCUUUUUUAAUCUAUUAGAUAUGGAAAUAUUUUUGAAACUGAAAAUGCAGUCAGUAGAAUUUAAAUUGAAAUGUAAUACAUGUAAAAUAUAUUUUAGUUGAUAAUUUUGUAAAAUGCACUUUUUGUGUCUCUUCCCUUGUUUCCCAGAUCUGUAUUUCAGUGUUUACAGAUGGAAUGAGAACAUUCCCUAUACUCUCCUUCUGUGCAAAAGAUAUAUUAGAAGUAAUUCUUAAAAAUAAAUUUGAGAAAUUGUAUUGACUUAGAAAACAAAA